Plutella xylostella (diamondback moth) is the source of this 1234-nucleotide messenger RNA. RefSeq lists its product as uncharacterized. NCBI's taxonomy places the organism in Eukaryota, Metazoa, Arthropoda, Insecta, Lepidoptera, Plutellidae. The record is from RefSeq and is a predicted model, not a curated record.
UCUGUCACGCACGGCUGUCAUUGAAAUCAUUUGGUUUAUUUUGUUUUUGAUUUGUUUUGUAACCUAAAAAAUCAUUUCAAUUUCAUUAAAAUCAAAGCACGCUAGAGCUGCAAAAUGGAUAAAUUGGAAUCUAUUGUCCAGAUCCCAUCGGUCACAAAUAUGAUACCUUCAGUAUUAGAAGAUAGUCCACGGAGCUUAGAAGAUGCUAUGUCUAGAAUCUGUCCUCUGUGCCAGUCUGAAGUGAGGUUAUUCUUUAUCAACUUCAACUACAAGAUGCUGAUGUGUGAGAACACAGAGUGUGAUUUCCCGUUCGGUUACGAGGACCUGCAGUUCGUGAAGGAGGAUGGCGGCGCUCUCACACACAAUGACUUUGAUAAUGCCAGCAUCAUCAGCCACAGUCGGACUCAAACACCAUCCUGCUCAGUUGUAUCACACUCGGCAUGGUCUGAGAUAGAGAGAAUCAACCGAGCAUAUGACUCAGAAGACAGUCAACCCUUUGAACAAAAGGCACUCGACCCAACAGAGUUUAUUGCAUCUCUCCAAAUCAAUGUAGAACCAAAACAAGACAAAAAGAAAAUGGACCUCAAGAAAAACUUGGAGAAACUUAAAGAGCUGAAUUUAAAAAUGAGGCCACGCAACCAGCGCCGUAGAAUCACCAACAAGAAUUUUGUGAAAGAAAUCAUUAACUUGAAGGGUGAAAGAACUCUUCUGAAGCCUGAAGAAGCUGGAUUAUUCAUAAAAGCACCAAAUGAAGCUGAUCCCAAAGUUGAGUUCCAAAUAACUACAGCUGAGGGUAGCAUGCCAGUUAUAAAGGUAGAUUUAGCAGGAACUAACAAACCAGAUCCAGUUUAAAAGGCAUAUAAAUGCAAUUGGUUGAGAAUUUAAUCUUAAAUUCAGAUUUUGAAUGAAUUUACUGUUUAGUGCUGGACACUAAUAAACAGGGAUGUACUUAUUUGUAUAAGAGAUUCCACAAUACUAAAGAGCUAUCAGAUUAUUGAAGUAAAGUUGCUAAAAGUUGGUUGUGUAUUAGGGUGGUACAUGUAUUCAUAUUAAUUGUAUUUUUUAUGUAAAUUACAAAAUUAUGAUUUGUAAAUUGUUUGCAAAACCAUCUUAUUGUGUGAGCUAUGUAGCAAUAUUGUGUGUGCUUAGUGGCUACAUACAUUAUAAGUUUUUUUUACAUAUUGUAGGUAAAUUGAUACCUAAAUAAGGUUAUUAAAGAGAUGUAAAUAAUGUC